AUUUUAAUCCCUUGAACUCAAGUCAAAAAGUGUGUUGUUUUUUCUAAGAAUUUAUGUGAUGCCAAUGGUUGUAUUUAUGUAAUGCCAAUGGUUGUAUUUAUGUGUAAAUGUUACAGGACAUUGCGGUUUUGGCACACGAUGGUCCCAUUAUCUCUAUCUUUUGUCUCUGAUGAUGUCAGCGCAUUUGGACAGUAUAAAAAUAGGAGCCGUAAGUAGUUGUCAUCAGUAGAUCGAGGAGAACUCACCUAUCUGCAAAAUGAAGAACAUCGCUAUCUUCUUGUUGGUUGGUCUCAGCCUUUUUGGUAAUGGAUACUGCAUUGAAGCAGAGGUAGACGGACAGGUAGAGGGACAGGUAGAUGGAGAGGGAGAGGGACAGGAAGACGUUGACACAGGUCGCAUAAGCGCUGAAACACAGGACUGUUUGGUGAAUGCUAUCAAGAAUUCAUACCCUUUACUUGAAAAAACGAGAGACGUUAUCUGCAAGGCUAGAUCUGGACAGGGGGAUUCUUCAUCAACACAGGAAUUUGGGAUGGAACUGGAAUCAGUUCUGAAAAAUACUGAUUGCAAAGUAAAAGAAAUCACUGGAUUGGAACUUGAUGAAACAACAUCGACUGUUUCUUCUACUACGGAAGAAAUUCUUAGUAAAUUGCAGCCAAUUUUAGAACAAGUAGGAUUGACCGAGUCCACCACAAAACUGUUAUGCGAUUUAAUAAGCCCUCUGAUAAAAUCACAAUGUCUACAAAAACUCGUCCAGAAUACAGUUCCUAAUGCCUUGCAGACAGUACUUACCCCAGCCCAGGAACUUUCAUGUGCGGCUAAGGGUGACCUUAAUAUGAGAACUGUCAGAAAAGCUUUGAGGGAAGCAAUGUGCACUCUGGCUGAUGGCCUAGACGUAAAACAAUUGGAAGAGACUACUAAAGAAGUUCGAAUGUUGAUCAAAAAGGACCUGUCAAAUGUUGUUGAUGAACUUCUGAGCAAUGACGCUCUUAGCGACACUUUGGACGAUACACUCUGUUCUUUGAAAAAUACCCUUCAUCCAGUUUCCAAAGUUGUCAGUGGAAGAAAGAAAGGGAAAGGGAAAGGGGGGAUUCUCAGUGUUCUAGGUCGUUAAAAGAAACUUAUAAAGAAAGCAUCGGAUUGAAUUUAGAAUUUUAGAAUGAAAAACUUCAAUCUGAAAUUAAAUCAACUUUAAUCUUGAAAGACUAGCUUUCACCUAAAUCUACGAUAAUUGUGAAUCCUAUCGAAUCAUUCCUCACUGUGAUUACUAAAUAAAUUCACUGC
Molecule: messenger RNA, 1281 nt
Organism: Hyla sarda
Lineage: Eukaryota; Metazoa; Chordata; Amphibia; Anura; Hylidae
Exons: 16
Coding region: 257-1111 (284 amino acids)
Source: RefSeq, a predicted model, not a curated record